UCUUACACAGCAGCAGCAGAAGCAGGUCUCAUACGUACAUAAUAGUUGGGUCCUCUUCCUCUGUUCCUCUUCUCAUCUUCUUCUUGUUUUGUCGAUGGCUCUUUCUUUCCUUCUCUCCUUGCUUGCCUUUCACUUCGCUGUUUCUCCAGCCAUCUCAACCAAUUCCGAAGGAAAUGCUCUUCAUGCCUUAAGAAGCAGGCUCUCGGAUCCCACAAAUGUUCUGCAAAGCUGGGACCCGUCUCUGGUCAAUCCAUGCACCUGGUUUCAUGUCACCUGCGACUCUAACAAUCAUGUUAUCCGACUGGAUCUGGGUAAUUGUAAUAUUUCUGGUACUUUGGGGCCAGAGCUCGGCGAUCUCAAGUAUCUCCAGUACCUGGAGCUCUAUAGGAACAACAUCCAAGGGAAAAUUCCAAAGGAAUUAGGUAAACUGAAGAACCUUGUUAGCAUGGAUUUAUAUGACAACAAAUUGGAAGGAAAGAUCCCAAAGUCUUUCUCCCAGUUGAAGUCACUUAAGUUCCUACGUCUGAACAACAACAAGCUGACAGGACCCAUCCCCAGAGAACUCACAGCCCUUUCAAACCUCAAAAUCUUUGAUGUUUCAAACAACAAUCUCUGCGGAACAAUUCCAACCGACGGGCCGUUUGCGACCUUCCCCAUCCAAAGCUUUGAGAACAACAGCAGACUUAAUGGACCAGAGCUGCAAGGAUUGGCAUCUUAUGAUUUUGGGUGUUGAAGAUCAGUAGUCAGACGAUACUCUGCUGCAUGCUUUGCAGGUUACUACGCUUAAGGUUGUUGAAUGAGACAGACCUAAUGCCUUAUAACACUAUAAUUGAAACAAUAUAUGUAUUUGGGGGGAUUUCAAAACUAACAAAAUAAGAGAAUAAUUGGCAUCAACUGAUCAA
Molecule: messenger RNA, 902 nt
Organism: Nelumbo nucifera (sacred lotus)
Lineage: Eukaryota; Viridiplantae; Streptophyta; Magnoliopsida; Proteales; Nelumbonaceae
Product: leucine-rich repeat protein 1-like
Source: RefSeq, a predicted model, not a curated record